CCGACCGCCGGCCGAGGAGGAUGGCGCUCGAGGCACUGCGCUUGGGGCUGUUGCUCCUGGUCUGCUGGGACUCGGCAGCCUCUUUGAACACUCAAUUUGCUCACCCUUCAGAAUACAGAACACCAAACUGCAAUCAGUAUAAAUUACCAGGAUGUCCCAGGGACUUUAGCCCUGUGUGUGGAAGUGACAUGUCCACGUAUCCCAAUGAGUGUACUCUGUGCAUGAAAAUCAGGGAAGAUGGUCAUGAUAUUAAAAUAAUCCAAAGUGGACCAUGCUGAUGGAACAGUUCACAGAAGAGAAAUUGGAGAAACCACCUUUAACAGCACACUAAAUGAAUUUCAUCUUCCCUUUUUCUCUUUUCCUAUGUUACUCUGUGUGAAAUGUUAACCCACAUUUUCUGAGAUGAGGUAUGGAAGAGAGCCAUAGACUGUGACUAAUAAUUAAAACAAACAAACAAAGAUACUUGUUUCUUGGCUUUUGCGCCUUGAGUUAAGCUUAUUGCCCAGAUGACUUAUGUGCUGCUUUAUUUAGUUGGAAUAAAAUCAGCAUCGUAUUCAAUUA
Messenger RNA from Balaenoptera musculus (blue whale), 561 nucleotides. RefSeq names its product serine peptidase inhibitor Kazal type 2 (gene SPINK2). Gene Ontology annotation, molecular function: protein binding; serine-type endopeptidase inhibitor activity. The coding region runs from base 21 to 278 and encodes 85 amino acids. The record is from RefSeq and is a predicted model, not a curated record. The transcript has 4 exons. Gene Ontology annotation, biological process: negative regulation of serine-type endopeptidase activity; spermatid development. Lineage: Eukaryota; Metazoa; Chordata; Mammalia; Artiodactyla; Balaenopteridae.